AUGGCUGCAAGGGGAUUGGAUAUCAAUGAUGUGCAGUUGAUUAUCCAGUGUGAACCUUCGCGUGAUGUUGAAGCUUAUAUUCAUCGAUCUGGACGUACAGGAAGAGCACACAAUACUGGGGUCGCUGUGAUGCUCAUUGAUUCCAGAAGGGCUAACAUUUCCAAGAUACAUAGGUGUUGA
Molecule: messenger RNA, 180 nt
Organism: Linum tenue
Lineage: Eukaryota; Viridiplantae; Streptophyta; Magnoliopsida; Malpighiales; Linaceae
Source: the annotation of a GenBank genome assembly